Molecule: messenger RNA, 6464 nt
Organism: Calliphora vicina (urban bluebottle blowfly)
Lineage: Eukaryota; Metazoa; Arthropoda; Insecta; Diptera; Calliphoridae
Gene: G9a
Product: histone-lysine N-methyltransferase G9a
Exons: 10
Coding region: 661-6363 (1900 amino acids)
Biological process (GO): negative regulation of transcription by RNA polymerase II; peptidyl-lysine dimethylation
Cellular component (GO): nucleus; chromatin
Molecular function (GO): histone H3K9 methyltransferase activity; p53 binding; zinc ion binding
Source: RefSeq, a predicted model, not a curated record
AAACUGCAUUUCGUGUGUGUUUUUCUUAUAUUUUUAUUGAAAUUUUAACAAUAACAAGCAUGAAUAAAUUUAAAUAAAUUGUGUUAAAGAAUUUAAGACAGAUUUAGCAUUAAAAAUGUGAAAAUUUAAGCUAAAAACAUGAUUUUAUUACAAGCUUGAAAAAUCCACACAAAAAAAACUUAUUUUUUUUUGAGAAGAGAGCGAGAAAAAAAGUAAUUUUUUUCUUCUUCUACAUGAACACUAGCAACAACAAAAACAACAAACAGCAUAAGUUUUUGUACAAGAGUGUGAAUGUGUGUGAGUGUUUUCUGUUUCAUAUUUAAGAGAAGAGAUAUAAAAAGAUUUUUUUUUAUGGUGAAGAAAUACAAAAAAAAAAUUUAUAAUGUUUGAAUAAAUAUAUAAAAUUAAUUAAAAUGAAGCAAUAAUUAAUGCUGGUUAAGAGGAAAAUUUACAUAAAAUUAAAUUUUCAAGAUUUUUGUUAAGAAAACCAAAACAAAAAAAGGAAAAUUAUAGAAAAAAAAUUACAAAGAAAAAGAAGUGACGUCAAAAGCUAGAAGAAAAAUACUUUUUUUUUACAAAAAAUUCAUGGAGGAGGUGUGUUAAAAAAAAGUGGAAUAUUUAAGAAAAUUUCUAACAAAAAAUUUAUUGAAAAACAUAAAAAUGACGGACUGUCUGGAUUCUUUGCUGACGAGCAUGGUGAAUACCUUUAACUCCGACUGCCCCUCUAAUGCUGAAGUGGAUCUAACCGAUGAUAAGACUUUGAAAUGGCGAAAUUUGUCAAAGAAUCAAUUUGCUGCUAAAGAUAAAGAUAAGAAAAAUUGCCUGAAAUCAUUGACUACUAAUAAUACAACAGCUACUACGUUGGCAGAGGCGCAGCAGACCCAGCCAGAGGAUGAAAAUUUGAAAACACAGGCAAACAGCCAAGAGCAAAAGGUUAAAAAUGAAUUGGAAAAUGAUCGUGUUAGAGCAGGGGCAGGGGGCGAUAAAGAAAAAUUAGUUAGUACAAGUGAAGAAAAUAUAGAGCAAACAUUCAAAGAGCUAGUAGAAGAGGUGGAGGAGGAGGAGGCUAAUGAGGAGCAAAAGAAAAAAGAAACCACCCCAGAAAAGGCCACAAAGUCCGAACAAUUAUUAUUAUUAAGCUGUAAUAAUAAAGCAAAGGAAAUACAAAAUAAUGUUAAUAAUAACAACAACAACAAUAGUAGCAAAACCAAUCAAAAUCAAGGUCAGCCAGUUUCUACGAAACAAGCCAAUACCCCAACAGCAGCAACAACAACAACAACUACUACUACAACUACAGCAAACAAUCAAACUGAACUGAAACAGCAGCAACAACAAUUAAUUACUACAAAUACAACAAAUGUUAAGCAACCACAACAAGAAGAAUUAACAAUAAAAAUCGAAAAUAUUGAAAAACAAAAAGAAAUUUUAACAAACAAAACAAAAACAAAAGCCGACGACCAACACACAACAACUACAACAAUAACACCAGAAGAAGCAGCAGCAUCUCAAACAGCUAUCAUAAAUAUAUGUUCUCCCUCUCCCAAAACACUUGUUGUUAAAACAUCUCCACCAACAAUAAUAACAACAACAACAGAAGCAAACACACAGCCAGCUGCCCCCAACAUAAACAAACAAAAACAUCCUUUAAACAAACAACAACAAACUGAAAAUACGGUAAACAAUGAAAAAGAACAAGCAGAAGAUGGUAAAGAAAUAGAAAAAGAACAAGCAGAUGAUGGUAAAGAAAAAGAAGCAGCAUCCAUCAUCACACCCCCACCCAAACAAAAACAACAACAAGAAAAUCAACAAACAAAUAACACCGUUAAACAAGCUAAUGACGAUGAUGAUGAUAAACACACGAACUCUUCGGCCUCCAUAAUAAAACCGAAUGCGCAAACGUUAAAAAACAACAACAACUGCAAUACUAUCACCACCACCCUCUCCACUACAAAUAUUGCAGCAGCUACUACUAGCAGCCCCCUCAAAAGCAUAACUAAUAAUAACAACAACAAUAAGGAAUUUUGUAAUUCAAAUGAUAAUAAAACAGAAAACAAUAACGGUGCAGCAACAACAACAGCAAAAAUUAAUGAGAGUGCUGGCAGUAGUUGUAGUAUUAAUGAUGGGGAAGUUGUUUCUUAUAUAGAAAAUCAAACUAAAGAGGUGCUUCAUAGCAAAAACAAUAACAACAACAACAAUACUGCUGCUAUUUCUGUGGCUCUACAAAAUGAUGGCGAUAAUGUAGAUGUUAAAGGGGAGCAGCAGCAGGCUAAUAAUGAUGUUAAAGGUGUUAAAAAUACCCCACUGGAUGCCGGUAUCACCUUAAGCGAAAGUCUGCCAAAAUCUGUAACAGAUUCGGUGGAAUUAUCGACCACUAAUCCAGCAGAGUCGCAUGCCAACCUCAUAUCUGAUGAUAACAAACCAUUGGCUGAUAAACAACAGCCCCCUUCUAAACGUGGUAGAGGCAGAACAAAAAAAUAUUCGACCACAGAUACCGAUAACAGUGCUACUACUUCUCAGCCUCAUACGUCCAACACCAAUGAUUUACCACCUACAACGGAACGUCACAGUUCCCCUCUCAAUAGUGAACGUAAAUUGACACGCAAACGUAAAAAUCCUCAGGAGGAGGAUGUAGAAAUGGGUGGUCUUCUAAGUAAUAAAUCGGAAGAUGAUGAGGGCAAAAGAACUAGGCGUAGUGAACGUUUGUGCAAUCGUUUGGAUGGCUUUAAAAUAUUCGAAGAAGACAAGGAACCUGAGGAAUCUAAAAACAAUGAAAGUAAUGAUUCUCCUACCAGAAAAACACUAAGACUAACAGUUGAUGAGAAAACUCCACCUAAAAAACGGGGACGCAAGGCAAAAGUACAACUGGAAAUGGGGAAAUUACAGCAGCAGCAAGACAAUGAACAAAUUUCAACCACAACAACUAACACUAACUUUAAAAAACAUAACCCCGAAGCAGCUGUUAUAGUGCCCAAACGUUCGCAGCGGCGCAUAAAACCCACAACCAAAAUUUUGGAAAACGAUGAGCUGCGCUAUGAGUUUGAGACCAAGAAUAUAGUAAGAAUGACUGCCCAAAAUUGGAAUAGCUCAGAACAGCAACAGCAAAAUGACUCUACCACGCCCACACAUCAAAUUGUCACACAAAAUGAGCAGACCACCACCACAAAUUCCAAGCAGAAGAGUGAAAAAUCCGACAACAGCAAUGACAGCCAUCCCACAGGCACUAGUAAUAUCAAAAAGAAGCUUUUUCCCUGCCCGGACAUUAAAAAGUUCCUGCAGGAAAUAAAAUCGGGCAAAUGGAAUCUAAAUCGCUCACCCGAAGACAAAAAGCUAAGCAAGAAACAGCAGCGCAAGCUGAACAAACAAAAGGAUAAAUAUUUCGAAAGAAUGGGCCUAAGACGCAAUGUCAGCAAUGAGUCUAGUGACAAUGACAGUUUAAGUGACAAUGCCGAGUUUGUGCCCACCACUCGAGUGCAAGUGGGCAAACCUAGUGUUACUUUAAGGGGGCGCAAAGACACCACCACCACACAGCCUGCCCCAGCAGCAGUUGCUGCCACACACAGAUCGGUUUCCUCCUCAUCGACACCGCCCCAAACUAGAAGAACACAAAGACAGAAAACCAAUCAAACCCAAAACGACAAAGUGGUGGAAUUAAAGUCUUUAAAUGCUUCAGUAGUAGCGGAAAAUACAACUACUACCUCUAUACCGGCCACCUCUGUGCAAAAUUCUUCUUCAAAUUCCUCCUCUACGGCAGCAGUAGCGGAAGUUGCGGGAAAAUCUUCAUUUGAUUGUUUAUGCCAUAUCACCUCCAACUAUUGCACGCCCAUGAUUAAGGAGACCCAAUAUUGUUGGGCUAUCGACAAUAUAGAUGAGGAAAAGGUGGGCUGUUCUAAUCAAUUAACGGGUGAAGUGUUAAAUUUGUUUAGGGCCAGCCAAAGAUCGGUCUAUAUGGUGUUGUGUGAGGAACAUCAGAAGAGAUUAAAGGCUCAUAACUCGUGUCCGUCGUGUGGCAUAUUUUGUACGCAGGGAAAAUUUAUCUUGUGCAAACAAAAACACUUCUUUCAUGCCGCCUGUGCCCAGCGCAUUGUGCUCAGCUCGAAAUACGAUCCCCAACAACCUGCCUCGAAGAAUGCUAGUCGUACAUUGGUGCUGAAAUGUCCUCACUGUGGCCUGGACACAACCGAACGCACCUCCACCAUCACCAUGAAAACCCAAACCGUGCCCAUAUUCCAGGCCACACAAAAACCCCUGACAACCUCGCUAGCCAACAAUAAUAGUGUCACAAAUUCCUCGCUUAAUCUGCUGGGCAGUACAAAUAGUCCUGCUUCUUUAAGUUGGUCUACAAGUGUUAUAAGGCCGUAUGUUAAUAUCAACUAUGACAAACUAAUACCCGAGUCUGUUAUGAAUGUGGUGAAUGCCCGAGGACGCACUUUACAGGCACACAAUCAGGUGACGGAAUUCACCACCAAAGACAUGUAUUAUGCGGUGAAAAAUGAUGAUCUCGAAAGGGUGGCGGAGAUAUUGGCCUCCAAUUAUGAUGUCACAACUUGCAUGCGUGAGUUUUACCACGGCACAUGUUUGCAUUUGGUGGCCCAUUAUGGCACCAUACAAAUGGCCUAUUUGUUGUUGUGCCAGGGUGUUGGCUCUGAUUUUAUAAAUAUGAUGGAUCGUGAGCUACGCACGGCCAUUAUGUGUGCUGUCAAGGAGGAAAAAUGCAAUAUUGUUAAUCUGUUUAUACAAAAUCGUGCUGAUUUGGCUUUAAGGGGUCCCGAUGGCCAUACAGUUUUACAUAUUGCAGCACGUACUGGUAACUUGGAAAUUCUUAAGUUAAUCGUUCAUAGUUAUAAGGCCAGUAAAGAUGUCUCACAAUUUCUAAGUUUCAUUAAUGCCCAAGAUGAUGGCGGUUGGACGGCCAUGGUCUGGGCAGCAGAAUUGGGUCACACGGAUAUCGUAAGUUUACUAUUGCAACAAGGUGCUGAUCCAAAUAUCUGCGAUAAUGACAAUAAUACCGUGUUACACUGGGCGGCAUUACAAAAUCAUGACUUGGAUACAAUAACAGUAUUAUUAAAGGCGGGCAUUAAUUGUAAUAUACAAAAUGUGGAGGGUGAAACGCCGCUACAUAUUGCCUGCCGUCUGUCGAGUAAAAAACUCUGCCUUUUACUCAUUUUCAAUGGUGCCGAUUUAAUGCUGCGCAAUCGUUCCGAUGAGCUGCCCUACGACUGCAUACCCGAUGAACAUUCUGAUUGUGCCCGCCAUGUGGGCUUUCAAAUGGAAAUGCAUGCUUUACAUCGCCGUCGUUCGAAUAUUGUGUGUGGCGAUAUCAGCAAUGGUAGGGAGUUGUGUCCUAUACAAGCAUUGCGUAAUGAAAACAAUGUGGUGCCCGUGGAAGAAGCUGAUCAAUUGAUGUUGCCCGAUUUUCGCUACAUAACUGAUACCAUAAUUUUACAGAAUUCCGUACAAAUCGAUCAAAGGGUAUCACAAAUGCGUAUUUGUAAUUGUGCCGAUGGUUGUACCACCGAUCGCUGUCAAUGUACGGGAGCUUCUGAUCGCAGCUGGUAUACAGCAGAAGGUCGUCUCAGUGCUGAUUUCAAUUUUGAAGAUCCUGCUGUUUUAUUCGAGUGCAAUGAUGUCUGCAAUUGUAAUAAGCGCUUUUGCAAAAAUCGUGUAGUACAAAAUGGCAUUACCAUACCUCUGCAAGUUAUCGAAUGCGAGGACACCACCAAGGGCUGGGGUGUACGCACUAUGGUCCAUAUACCCAAGGGCAGCUUUGUGGCCGUCUAUACGGGUGAGAUUCUCACGGAAAUGGAAGCUGAUCGUCGCAUGGAUGAUUCAUACUUUUUUGAUUUGGGCCACAAUCAUUGCAUCGAUGCCAAUUACUAUGGCAAUGUUAGUCGUUUCUUUAAUCAUUCGUGUGAGCCGAAUAUAGUGCCAGUUAGGGUGUUUUAUCAGCAUCAGGAUUAUCGUUUUCCGAAAAUUUCGUUUUUCACCUGUCGUGACAUAGAGGUGGGAGAGGAGAUUUGCUUUGACUACGGCGACAAAUUUUGGUCCAUCAAAAAUCGUUAUUUCACCUGCAAAUGCCAGUCCACCACUUGCCGUUACCCCAGUUUACUUUUGGAAAAUGGUGAUGAAGAAAUGGAAGACCAAGAAAUGCGGCCGGUCACUAUUAACGAAAGUCAAACAAUAACAGUAACAUCUUCAUCCACUUCAUCACCCUCAACAGCCAGCAACAACUCAGCGCAUCAACAGCAGCAAAUAAUGCAAGCUGAACUUUUGCUACCCAACAACAAUGAACUCUCUAUAAUUCCUAUUAACCCCUCCACUUCAUUAGCCUCGUUGCCCACAAACACCACCAACGGAACUCCUUAGCUCAUGGACAUACAAAACUAUUCCAUUAUUAUACUAUACGAAAGUUAAGAAAACUUUCGUUAACUCCUUCUUACUUAAACAAAUGCGUUUCUUUCUCCUUC